Messenger RNA from Helianthus annuus (common sunflower), 1896 nucleotides. RefSeq names its product CBL-interacting serine/threonine-protein kinase 1. Gene Ontology annotation, biological process: protein phosphorylation; signal transduction. The record is from RefSeq and is a predicted model, not a curated record. Gene Ontology annotation, molecular function: protein kinase activity; ATP binding. The coding region runs from base 278 to 1636 and encodes 452 amino acids. The transcript has 12 exons. NCBI's taxonomy places the organism in Eukaryota, Viridiplantae, Streptophyta, Magnoliopsida, Asterales, Asteraceae.
GACCAAUAUACCAUUAUUUCGUUGUCAUCUUCCAUCUUAUAUUUUUAUCAUUAUAUUAUUUUAUUUUAUUUAUUAAAAUAUUUCAAGAAAUCACAUAAUAUCUGUCUAUGUAUUUAUAAACUCACCAAGCACUCAUUUUACAAAAACAUUUCAUUUUUUUCUUUCUUUUGAGAGUACAAAAACUUUGUCUCUCUGUUUAUAUUCCUUUAUUUUUUCUCUUAAUUAAUAAUAAUAAAGUGUCAGUUGUGAUCUUGGAGUCUUGAAUCAAUUAAAUCAAAUGGUAUUAGUCGCAAGAAGAAAGAGCACCGGAGACGACGGAAUGCAACUGCAAUUGGGUAAAUACGAGAUCGGAAGAACACUCGGUGAAGGCAAUUUCGGCAAAGUUAAGUACGCUAAAGACAUCCAAACCGGACACCCGUUUGCCGUCAAGAUCCUCGAAAAAACCCGGAUCAAGAACCUUAAUUUCUCAGAUCAGAUAAAGAGGGAGAUUGCUACAUUAAAGAUCUUGAAGCAUCCUAAUGUUGUUAGAUUACAUGAGGUAUUGGCAAGCAAAACCAAGAUUUAUAUGAUUCUUGAAUAUGUCAAUGGAGGUGAAUUAUUUGAUACGAUUGCAUCGAAAGGUAAGCUAUCCGAAUCGGAUGGCAGAAAGUUGUUUCAACAACUGAUUGAUGGGGUCACUUAUUGUCAUGAUAAAGGAGUCUACCAUCGCGACCUUAAGCUAGAAAAUGUUCUUGUUGAUGCUAAAGGAAGCAUCAAGAUAUCAGAUUUUGGCCUUAGUGCCCUACCCCAGCAUUUAAGGGAUGACGGGCUACUGCAUACAACGUGUGGGAGUCCUAACUAUGUUGCUCCUGAGAUUCUUUCCAACAGAGGGUAUGACGGCGCAACAUCUGAUACUUGGUCAUGUGGGGUCAUCUUAUACGUUAUCCUUACAGGGUAUCUACCAUUUGAUGAUAGAAAUCUUGCAGUUCUCUAUCAAAAGAUUUUUAAAGGGGAUGUGCAGAUGCCCAAAUGGUUACCUUCAGGAGCAAAGAAUUUGAUAAAGAGAAUUCUCGAUCCUAACCCUAAAACAAGGAUAACAAUGUCAGAUAUCAAAGCAGACGAAUGGUUCAAACAGGAUUAUGUUCCGGCAAUUAUUGGCGAUGAAGACGAGGAAGAUGUACUUAUUGAUGAUGAAGUUUUAUCCAUACACGAGGCGCCAACGGAUUCAGAAAAAGAUCCAGAAUCACCUAUUUCAAUUAAUGCUUUUGAACUCAUUGGGAUGUCAUCAAGCUUGGAUCUUUCUGGGUUCUUCGAGAAAGAGGAUGUAUCUGAGAGAAAGGUGAGAUUUACAUCCACAUAUUCUCCAAGAAAAUUGCUCGAAAAGAUCGAGGAUACGGUAUCACAGAUGGGAUUUGGAGUUCAAAAGAAAAACGGAAAGUUGAAGGUGGUACAAGAUCACAAAGCCCGGAGGAAGUCUUGUAAUUUAUCCGUUACAGCAGAAGUUUUUGAAAUCAACCCGUCAUUGUAUGUAGUUGAAUUAAGAAAAAACAACGGCGAAUGUAGUGAAUAUAGACAGCUAUGUGACAAGGUGUUUAAGGAUUUCGGGGUGUCAAGAAGUCAAGAGCAUUUGGCAGCAAAGUUGCUAGAAGCUUCAUAGGGUUUUCGGAUCCCGGUUUCAUAUGAAUAUAUGUAUAUAGGAGAUCAACCUUCAAUCUAUAUUGAAGGGAGGAAAAGAUUAGUGUUUUAUUUGGUUUUUUAUAUGAAUAUGAUUAUCGAUUCGAUGUAAGUUUAAGUAUAGAAAACCCACUAUGGUAUAGGAAUAUUUAGAUGGAUAGAGUUUGUAAUGUAAGAAUUAAACAUAUGAAAUUAGUUUGUGUAUAUUGAUGCAUAUUUAUUUAUUUGAAGAUUUUGUGAAUC